CAUUCCUUCUCAUUCCGACAAACCAUUUCACUCAAUCCCCUGAUUUUCUUUUAUCCCUCAAAUCCCAAUCCCCAAAUUCGAUCGAAACCCUAACCCUAGAGCUGGAGAUGGGGGAGACGGAGGAGGUGUUGGAUAGGCUCGGAUCGGAGGCUGAGGAAUCGGGCAUGAAGAGCGAUCUUGCCAUGGAGAUUGAUGACGCUCUCCCGACCGAGGGUGUUGCCACGGCUGAGGACUGGCGUCGGACGCUUGCCAAGGUGGUGCCUUCCGUCGUCGUGCUUCGCACCAACGGUUCCCGCGCCUUCGACACUGAAUCCGCAGGUGCCGGCUAUGCUACCGGCUUUAUCGUGGACAAGACCCGAGGCAUCAUCCUCACCAACCGGCAUGUUGUGAAACCUGGGCCUGUGGUGGCGGAGGCGAUGUUUGUGAACCGUGAGGAGAUUCCAGUUCACCCCAUGUACAGAGAUCCUGUUCACGAUUUUGGAUUUUUCCGCUAUGAUCCUAAAGCAAUUAAAUUUCUAAGCUACGAGGAAAUUCCUCUUGCACCAGAAGCUGCGUGUGUUGGUCUUGAAAUCCGGGUGGUUGGUAAUGACAGUGGUGAAAAGGUCUCAAUUUUGGCUGGAACUCUUGCUCGCCUUGAUAGGGAAGCACCUCACUAUAAAAAGGAUGGAUACAAUGAUUUCAAUACAUUCUACAUGCAGGCUGCAUCCGGGACAAAAGGAGGGUCAAGUGGUUCACCAGUCAUUGACUGCCAAGGAAGAGCCGUUGCUCUCAAUGCAGGGAGCAAAUCAUCCAGUGCUUCUGCAUUUUUCCUUCCUUUAGAACGAGUUGUGAGGGCGUUAGAUUUAAUUCAGAAGAGUUGGGAUGCAUAUGGAAGCAUAUCUGAGGCAGUGACUAUUCCUCGUGGUACACUUCAGGUGACUUUUUUGCAUAAAGGAUUUGAUGAAACACGCCGGCUUGGACUUCAAAGUACAACAGAAAAGAUGGUCAGGCAUGUUUCACCUAUUGGCGAGACAGGAAUGCUUGUUGUUGAUUCAGUGGUCCCUGGUGGUCCAGCUUACAAGCUUUUGGAACCUGGUGAUGUCCUGGUUCGUGUGAAUGAUGGGGUAGUUACGCAGUUUCUUAAACUGGAGACAAUUCUUGAUGACAGUGUUGGCAGGGAGAUAGAAUUGGAGAUUGAAAGGGGUGGUGCAUUGAUGCCAGUGAAGUUGAUGGUUCAGGAUUUGCAUUCUAUUACUCCAAAUUAUUUCUUGGAAGUGAGUGGUGCAGUCAUCCAUCCAUUGUCCUAUCAGCAGGCUCGGAAUUUUCGCUUUAAUUGUGGCCUUGUGUAUGUUGCAGAAUCUGGGUAUAUGCUAUCCCGGGCAUCUGUACCCGACAUGCCAUUAUAAAGAAGCUUUACGGGAGAAGAUAUAUCAAAGUUAGAUGAUCUAAUCUCAGUUCUUGCAAAAAUUGACAAAAAGGUUCUCGGGUGCCUUUUGGAAUAUGUGAGCUACACAGACCGCUAUCGGAAUAAGUCGGUACUGGUCACAGUUGACCGUCAAGAAUGGUAUGCUCAACCUCUGAUAUAUACUCGGAAUGAUAGCACUGGGUUGUGGACAGCUCGACCAGCAAUAUUGGCAGAUUCUCUUCUGCUAACUUCUUCCAUUCGUCGAACACCAUUUGAGACAGAAUUUACUACAACUACAUUGGCUGAUGUUUCCAGUCAUUUAGAAGAUAAGCACCAAUAUGGAAACAUAGGUUGUGCUGAUGGAUAUGCUAGGAUUCAAGCUGAUGAGGAAAUUGCUGUUGAGCAAUCACAUUUGUGCGAGGAUGCUAACACCAAUAAGAAAAGGCGACGAGAAGGGGAGGAUUCAAGCAUUGAAGGUAGCAGUGCAUCUAAUGGAACCAUGCCUGAGCUCAAAGAAAGGAGAUUUGAAUGCCCUUCAAACUUAGAAAAUGCUGAUCUUUCAGACAGCCGUGUGGCGACAGCAACUAAUGCUUCACUAACAGCUACUAAUUCUUCGCCAGCAGAACAUGUUAUUGAGCCUGCCCUUGUAAUGUUUGAGGUUCAUGUCCCGCCAUCAUGCAUGCUUGAUGGCGUGCACUCUGCACAUUUUUUUGGAACAGGAGUUAUUGUACAUCACUCAGAAAAUAUGGGGUUGGCUGUUGUUGACAGAAAUACUGUUGCUGUAUCAGCUUGUGAUGUUAUGCUCUCAUUCGCUGCAUUUCCCAUUGAAAUCCCUGGAGAGGUUGUUUUUCUGCAUCCUGUUCAUAACUAUGCACUUGUUGCUUAUGAUCCUUCUGCUUUGGGAGCUGGGGCGUCCAUUGUUCGUGCAGCAGAACUUCUUCCUGAACCUGCUUUGCGUCGUGGAGAUUCUGUCUAUCUUGUGGGGUUAAGUAGGAGUUUGCAGGCAACAUCAAGAAGAUCUACUGUUACAAAUCCUUGCGCGGCUAUAAAUAUUGGGUCAGCUGAUAGUCCACGCUACCGUGCCACCAAUAUGGAAGUCAUUGAGCUUGAUACUGAUUUUGGCAAUACUUUCUCUGGUGUGCUAACUGAUGAGUAUGGAAGAGUACAAGCACUAUGGGCAAGCUUUUCUACGCAGCUGAAAUAUGGUUGUAGUUCUUUGGAGGAUCAUCAGUUCGUUAGAGGAAUCCCUAUAUAUGCAAUUAGUGAAGUCCUUGAUAAGAUAAUCAAUGGUGCGUCAGGACCUCCGCUUCUAAUCAAUGGCAUUAAGAGGCCAAUGCCUCUUGUUAGGAUUUUGGAGGUGGAGCUUUACCCAACCCUACUUUCUAAGGCAAGAAGUUUUGGGCUCAAUGACAGUUGGGUGCAGGCUCUUGCCAAAAAGGAUCCAAUAAGAAGACAAGUCCUGCGCGUUAAAGGUUGUUUGGCUGGAUCAAAAGCUGAGACCUUAUUAGAGCAAGGAGACAUGAUCCUGGCAAUUAAUAAAGAACCCAUAACAUGUUUCCGAGAUAUAGAAAAGGCUUGCCAAGAUCUAGACAAAUGCAUUGAUGGACUUAAUAUGACUAUCUUUCGACAGGGGCAUGAAAUGGAACUUAUAGUUGGAACUGAUAUCAGAGAUGGCAAUGGCACAACUCGAAUGGUGAAUUGGUGUGGAUGCAUAAUUCAAGAUCCACAUCCAGCUGUUCGUUCUCUUGGAUUUCUUCCAGAAGAAGGGCAUGGUGUGUAUGUGGCAAGGUGGUGCCAUGGGAGUCCAGUGCACAGAUAUGGUUUAUACGCCCUCCAGUGGAUAGUUGAAGUCAAUGGGAAACUCACCCCAGACCUGGAAACUUUUGUAAACGUCGUGAAGGAGCUAGAACAUGGAGAGUUUGUGCGAGUGAGGACAGUUCACUUGAAUGGAAAGCCCCGGGUGUUGACAUUAAAACAAGACCUUCACUACUGGCCUACAUGGGAGCUGAAGUUUGAUCCAGAAAGCACAACAUGGCGCCGAGAAACAAUUAAAGCAUUGGACAACAGCAUUGCAUGAUAAUUAUCUAGUUGCUGAAGUUUUCUUCCUGAAUCAUCCUCCAAGCAUUCAUUACUUCAUAUACACAGAUACACCUGGCCAUCAGUCAACAUUGGAUGGGGCAACUUUUCUUGAGUGGAAUCACAUUAUUGUUAUCUUCAGCAAGGAGGCUAUUCCAUGGCAGCCUUGAGAAAGAAUUCAGUUCCUUAAGUUAUAUGCAUUACAUGAUGCCAUCAUGCAAUAACAUCUUGUCUGAUAACUGACCUGAAGCAUGGGAAUUGGUGGCAAGGUGGAUACCAAGAAGCUCAGUAGUCUAGGACUAGGAGGAAGCUGAUAAUAAGAUAUUUCAUUUAUCCAGUUUGGUAUUUAAGGAAAGUGGGUUAUCUUUUUAUUUAUAUUAUUUUCUGCAUAUUGGUUCAAAACAAAUAAGCAUAAUAGCCCCUAUUGCCAAACCUUUUGACUGCUUCUUGUUUUUAUGUAAUUUAUCAUUGUACCAUUAAUUAUUUACUGUUUAACCAAAAUAAUGAACAGUUGUGUGAAUGGAAAAAAUCAUUGAUUA
Dioscorea cayenensis subsp. rotundata (Guinea yam) is the source of this 3999-nucleotide messenger RNA. Its product is annotated as protease Do-like 7. The record is from RefSeq and is a predicted model, not a curated record. Gene Ontology annotation, molecular function: protein binding; serine-type endopeptidase activity. Gene Ontology annotation, biological process: proteolysis. Lineage: Eukaryota; Viridiplantae; Streptophyta; Magnoliopsida; Dioscoreales; Dioscoreaceae. The transcript has 24 exons.